Molecule: messenger RNA, 2459 nt
Organism: Boleophthalmus pectinirostris (great blue-spotted mudskipper)
Lineage: Eukaryota; Metazoa; Chordata; Actinopteri; Gobiiformes; Gobiidae
Product: leukocyte elastase inhibitor-like
Exons: 9
Coding region: 19-1170 (383 amino acids)
Biological process (GO): negative regulation of endopeptidase activity
Molecular function (GO): serine-type endopeptidase inhibitor activity
Source: RefSeq, a predicted model, not a curated record
CUGAACACAGCUGACACCAUGGCAAGUGAAACUCCUAUUUCCAAGGCAAACAUCACUUUUGCCCUGAAUCUGUUUAAAACCCUGGGUGAAAAUGAUCAUUGCACCAAUGUCUUCUUCUCUCCUCUGAGCAUCUCUUCAGCUCUGUCUAUGGUCCUCCUUGGGGCCCGAGGCAACACAGCGGCACAGAUGUCAGAGUGCCUCAAAACUAAAGACCUCUCCGAUGACGUGCACUCCAGAUUUGGCACUCUUCUGCAGGAGUUUCACAAACCUCAUGCUCCCUAUGCCCUCAGCGUCGCCAACAAACUGUAUGGAGAGCAGAGUUUCCAGUUUGUUAAGGAUUUUCUGGGAGCCACUCAAAAGUACUACAAGGCAGAGCUGCAGACUGUGGACUUCAAAGGGAAAUCUGAGGAGGCCAGAGUCACCAUAAACAAGUGGGUGGAGCAGAAAACACAAGAUAAAAUUAAAGACCUUGUAGCCAAGGGUAUGGUGAAUAGCUCGACAAGCCUUGUUCUUGUCAACGCCAUUUACUUCAAAGGAAACUGGGAUGAACCGUUUGAUGAAGACUCUACUUGUGAUGAUCAGUUCUGGAUAAACAAGAAUGAAAGUAAACCAGUGAAGAUGAUGCACCAAACAUCCUGGUUCCCCCUCAAUUUCAUCAGUGAGAUCAACUGUCAGAUUAUAGUUUUGCCUUACGAAGGAAAUGAGCUCAGCAUGCUCAUCUUUCUGCCCAGCAGUAUUGAAGAUGGUCUGGAGAAGCUUGAGCAGCAGCUAACCUAUGAGAACUUUAUGAAGUGGACCUGUUCUGACAUGAUGGCCAAGGUGAAGGUGCAGGUGGGACUCCCUCGAUUCAAGAUGGAGGAGAAUUAUGACCUGAAAGACGUGCUGAUCAGUAUGGGCAUGGUGGACGCCUUCGACAUCAGCAGCAGUGAUUUCUCUGGCAUGUCUCCAGCCAAUGACCUGUUUCUGUCUGCGGUGGUGCACAAAGCUUUCGUGGAGGUGAAUGAAAAAGGCACUGAGGCCGCUGCCGCCACUGCAGUUACGAUGAUGGUAGGUUGUGCAGUGGGUAGCCAGCCCGCCCGCUUCAUCGCAGAUCAUCCCUACCUCUUCUUCAUCAGACACAACGCCUCCAACACUGUCCUGUUCGCUGGAAGAUUCUGCUCCCCAAAGUAAACUAUUAGCAAACACUUAAACCCAAGAAAGGAAAGUUAGUUCAUUAUUUGGAACUAACUGUACAAUAAUCCAUUUGCUCUAGACCUUGCAUUAUCCAGUGGUGGAAUGGAACAAAAUAAAAGUAGUCAAGUACUGUACUUAAGUAAAAAAUGUAGGUAUAUGUACUUUACUUAAGUGCAUACAUUUGACUUUUACUUUAGUAUAUUUGAGAGGAGGUAUGUGUACUUUCUACUCCACUAGAGACAGACAGACAGACAGACAGACAGAUAGAUAAACAAUACUUUAUUGAUCCCCAAAGGGAAAUUAAAUGCAUUUUUGAACAGGACCGAAAAGUAAAAGCAUUUUUUUUAUUAUAAUUUGAGAUAGGCUGAAAAGGUGGAGGGAUUUAUUUUGAACACAUUUGUAGCUUGAGCAAACGAAAAUAAAAACAACUAGGAAAAAAAAAAGAUUGUUUCAGUUCCUGAACAAGACAAAUCUUUAUCAAAAUCAUUACAUUCAGACCUCAAAAUGAGCAAAACACUUUUACUUUUUACUCUUUAAGUACAUUUUUACUGUUUCAUGUGAUACUUUUACUUUUACUUGAGUAUAUUUUUGGUCUGGUAUCUGUACUUUUAAUUAAAUAACAAAACUAAGUACUACUUCCACCACUGGCAUUAUGUAUGUAUCAGUCACCAGCCUUCAGCAACUUUCACCAACAUGCCUUUAAACUCCUAUAAUUGUUGAUAUUCUUUUCAACUUUUGCACUAGCUUUGAAGUUACCAAAAACAGAUGGCUGCCUUACAAUGCUACACGUACAAUGUCAAAUUUCACAUGAGCAACAAAACAACAUUGCAAAUAACAAAAAUCAUGGACAGUUGACCAGUAAUAUGCACUCCUCGAAGAACCCCUGGAAAAACCCUGAAAGAACCAUUACAUUUUGACGUCCUAAAAUCCCAACAUUUUUAAUAUUACGUCAAAUUAAAUGUAAAAAAAAAAAAAGUACUGUUCUUGUCUUUAACCUGUUUACACAAUUUGUCUGAAUGUAUCACUGAACAAAUGGAGAGGUUUUGCAUUGUAAAGUAUGGGUGCUUCAUCUUAUCUGUUGGCCUGUAUGUAUGACUUUAUUGACUAUAUGCUGUACGCCUUUACUAAACAGCCCUCUUUAUCUUAUAGCGUUCACCCACUCAAAGAAUUCAUCUACACUGCCUUGUGUUUUAUCAUGUGCACUUUACCUGUAUGUAUACCAACACACUGUUGUUCACACAUAGAGGAUUUUAUGCAAUGACAUUAAAGGACUGCACUGCCUGGCA